Molecule: messenger RNA, 4512 nt
Organism: Acanthamoeba castellanii str. Neff
Lineage: Eukaryota; Discosea; Longamoebia; Acanthamoebidae
Product: RapGAP/RanGAP domain containing protein, putative
Exons: 33
Coding region: 1-4512 (1503 amino acids)
Biological process (GO): regulation of small GTPase mediated signal transduction; positive regulation of GTPase activity
Cellular component (GO): nucleus; cytoplasm
Molecular function (GO): GTPase activator activity
Source: RefSeq, a predicted model, not a curated record
AUGAGCGCGUCGCCGCUGUCGCAGAAGUCGCAGACCAAGCUCAAGACCUUCCUCAAGGAAAAAGAAAAGCCUGCCAAGCGCUUCAAGUCCCUCGUCUCCUUCAUUGAGAGCGCAACCAAGGAGGAGCUCAAGGCGUUCUUCGUAGAAAAGUACGAACAGAUCUUCGCCGUCCUGCUCGCUCGAUUUGCCGAUCUCGAGUCCUCCCAGAAGAAGGAUAAGAAGCAGCACAUUCCCAAUGUGCAAUCAGUGAUUGCCGUGCUCAAGCAGUUCAUUCUGCUCCUCCACCCGCAGAUCAAGAAGAAAUGGCAAUACGCCAAUCUCAGCCGCGUGAUGGACAGCUGCUUGAACGAGUACAACAAGCACUGUGUGCGGAAAGACGGCUUGGACCUGCUGCUCACCUUCAUGGAAGUGCUCGGUGAACAAAUGGAGGAGCAGGUCGGCAAGUUCGCGGCGGCGAUCAUCUACGAGCCGUUCCUGCGGCCGGAGGAGGAGAAGAGCGAGAACCGGCUGUCGGAGAAGGAGCGAGAGCGCGAGGACAAGCGGAAGCGAGCCGACCCGUCCUUCGCCUCGUCGCCCGAAAUGGCGUGCCUCGCCCCCGGCCAUCAGAGCCCCACCCGCAGCGACGCCGUCGAGCUCACCAAGUACUACUUCGAGUUCAUCUCCCGCCCCGAAAGGAUGGGCAAAUUCGAGUUCUGGUUCGAGUUGUGGAAGCAGAGCUACUUCAGCCUGUUCUUCCCGAACAUCUCUCUUGAACUCGGCAUCAUCGAACGCAUCGAAGGCCCUCUCCUGAUGGAGAUCUCUCGCCAGGCCUGCCGUCUUCCGGUAGCGCAGCAUGUCAUCAUCAAGCAGGCGAUGGACGUCUUCAAGAACAUCCUUCUCUCCAUUUCUCCGGUCAAAAUCAAGGUGACCGACGAAUGGCGGCAGCAGUACUGGAAGAAAUUCAUCGACAACCUGUCGCGCAUUUUCUUCAUCUCGUCGAAGACGCUGGAGCAGUUCGAGCGCCACGCGUUCCUCAUCAAGGAGCUGCUGAACAUCUACACCGCUUUCCCGCUCGAGCUCUCGCGCUUCCUCUUCUCCGACACCUGGACCUUCCUCCAGCAGACCAUGCUCGACACCACCCACGAGAUGCUCAGCUCCACCUCGCCCUUCGCCCUCGACUCUGUGGCGCCCACCAACAACGUCGCCGACAUCAUGCUCCAAUCGCUGUUCCUGGUGUGGAUCAGGUCGGAGGUGACUACGGAGGCCAUGUGGCAGGACUUCAACGCCAAGCUGGCGACGCUGGUCAACUGGAAGGCCACGCUCACGCAGUGGGAGGAGAAGGUGCUCCAGCUGACCUACAUCCUCAUCGAGCACACCUACCCCAAGCCCGUGGUGCCCGAGCCCAAGAAGAAGAAGGGCAACGUCGCCGAGGAGUCCGAGGACAACAAGGAGAAGGAGCCCGAGGCCACCACCGGCGGUGGCGACGACAAGAAGAGGCAGUCCGACAGGCCCAUGCUCACCUCCUCGUCCUCCACCGGCAUCGGCUCCACCACCCCCAUGCGGCCGAGGGAUGCGCGCCUCACGUCCAUGACGUGGAACCAGCUGAAGAUCCAGACCAUGUGGGACAUCAUCCUGCACAUUCUGGGCAAUCUGUGCGACAUCAAGGACCCGCCCAAUUUUUCCACCGCUAUUAGCUGCGUCAGCCAGGUGGUCGACCUCAUGUGCGAAGCCGAGGACAGGCUGGAGAUCACCGCCGAGGCGCCCAUUCCCCUGCAGCGGAUCUUUCUCCCCUGGAUCCUCGAAGCCUCGGCUGUCGACGAGAAGCGCAAUCGUGGACGGAUCACGGCGUAUUCGACCCUCUGUAAACUUUUCACCCGCAAGACCUACAAGCCCCCGCACAUCGACCUCAUCUCCCACUUCUAUCGCGCCAUCCAGCUGGGUCUGUCUGGACACAGUUCGGUGGUGUGGGUGGUCGUGCGCAACUGUACACAGCUGUUCUCCCUCCCUCUCCCCGGCCUCGCCGUGCUUAUUCCCGACUUUUUGCGCGAGAUCGAAAAGCUCUGGCGCCCGAACCAAAAGAACGCGACGCCGGAUGACGUGCAGAACAAGUCGCUCCUCAUUCUCCUGUCCCUCCUGUGCUACCCGACCCACUUCGAGGGCCUCGACCUGCCCACCCUGCCUGCCGCCGAGAUGCACGCGCAGCUCGGGUCACUGUUCGUGGCGGCGGUCAACUACCCGAGCAUCACGCCGGCCAACAAGUCGCUUGCGCUGUGGGGCCUGGGCGUGUUCCUCUACGCCGACCUUCUCCACAACCCGCAAAAGGAGAGGCUCACCGAGUACCUUAAGGCGUUGGCCGGAGCCUGCUGUUCGCUGCAGGACCUGGUCGCGCGCACCGCGCUCGAAUCCCUGUCGUCCCUCAUCGCCACCUCCGACAUGUUCGAGAGAAUCGCUGCCGUCGACACCGCGCUGGUGUCGUACAUCAUCGAGACGCUGAGCGAUGGCAUCAUCAUCGCCAUCAGCGCCGUCAAGGCCACUCACGAGCCGCUCAAGGAAAAAGAGAGCGCGACGGCGAUGCAUUUCUACACGCUGCUGGACGGGCUCAUGGCGAUCGGCCACUCGGCGGUGCUCGAGCUGCCGGCCAACGUCGUCCACAAGGUCUUCCGCGCCCUCGAGUUCGGUCUCCUCGGCGAUGAGAUUCAGCUGGGCAACCCGCUGGCGGCGCUGGCCUCGCAUUCGUCUAGCUUUGCGGGUCCGGCGGCCUCAACCAUCACCGCGAAGGGCUCCACACUCAAGCGCGACAAGGGCAAGGUCAACCACGACAGGGAAUCGGUCCACCCGGAGGCCAAGUCGGUCAACCUCGACGCCAUCUUCGAGGCGCUCAAGAAUCAGCCGGCGCACGGGUCGGAGCUGGUGCGGGAGUCGGCCGAGGUGUUCCUCCUCACGAUGCUCAACUUCUUUGCCAAUUUCCCCACCAUCGCCGGCUGCGAGCAAAUCAUCUCCAGAGAGAGCUUGGAGGAGAUCUUGGGUCCGUCCUCCUCGGCGGUGAUCAAGAAGGCGGAGCAGGAGGAGGAAGACGACGGCGGCCUCUACUUCGUCUACAACUCCCUCGCCCUCUUCUCCUUCGAAGAAUUUGUUGACGACAACGAGCGUCUGGUGCGCAUGAUUGUUCGCGACUGCACGGGCAAGUACGUGUGGGACUUUGACCUCAGCUACGACCUCUUCAAGUCCAAGGAGCCCAUCCUACCGCCGGUCGCGAUCGUGCCCAACCUGCUGCCCGCCAAGGCCGCCGAGGUGGUCAUCAAGAGUGAUUUCAAGCGGUCGGAGGACGAGAUUCCGUCGUUCGGGGCCUGCAAGGGCUUCCAGGUCGACCCCCUCAACGAACUGCUCCACUUCCUUGCCGACAACGAGGCCGAUCUGGUCACCCCGAGCCCACGAAAAGCCGAUGCCAACAAGCGUUUCUCGCAAAGGAUGAAGUUCAACGAGCCGAUCGUGCCCAACCCGGAGUAUGCGGCGGAUGUGGAGGCGAUGAUGGUGGCGGUGGCCGAGCAGCGGGAGCAGCUCGAACAACUCCUGUCCUCGCCCACCGACGUCAGCACCGCCCUGCCCUCUAUCCCCACGCGCCCCGUCACCGCCACCAAAUACCACCACACCCGCCUUCUCCUCAGUGCUGACUGGGUGAUGUGGACGGUUACGAACAGUCACAUGGGCUUCCUGACCGAUGAGAACCGCUUGAAGUUCAGUUUCCUGGAGAACAACAAGCGCAUGCAGCGCAGUCUCAAGGAACUCGACAAAGUCAACGCGCGAGAGGUGGCCAAGGUGGGCUUGAUCUACGUGCGGGAGGGCCAGAUCCACCAGCACGAAAUCCUCAAGAACGAGGGCAAGUCUAAGGACUACUCCGAUUUCGUUGACCUGAAGACGCACCGGGGCUUUCUGGGCGGCCUGGACCGAUGGGCGGGCUCCACGGGCGAGACGUCGCCCUACUGGUCGUCGGCCAUGGUGGAGGCCAUCUUCCACGACAUCACCCGCAUGCCCACCAAGGAGGGCGACCCCCAGCAGGUCCACAAGAAACGACAUGUGGGCAACGAUGCGGUGCACAUUGUGUGGACGGAGAACAAGCGCGACUACGACCCCAAGACCAUCACGUCGCAGUUCAACGACGUACACAUCGUCGUCUACCCCAUGCCCAACGGCCUCUAUCGGGUCCAGGUCUUCAAGAAGCAGCAGGAUUUGAACUUUGGCCCGCUGCAAGACGGGAUGAUCGUGAACAAGGCCAUGCUGGCCCCGCUGGCGCGUCUCACGGCGGUCAACGCGAACCGCGCGGUGCGAUCCCUCAAGAAGGAGAACAAGCGACCCUUCCCCUUCCGCGCCGGCCUCAUCCGCGAGAUGUACGAACGCUACAAGGCCGAACGCUCGUUCGACGACUACUUCAGCACCUUCUUCAAGAUCGACGACAACCCCCAGUCCCUCGCCGCUGCGACGGCGAAGAUGCAGGCCACCUUGGCCGAGGCCCACGCCGGCGAGUCGGCCAACUAA